Messenger RNA from Xenopus laevis (African clawed frog), 2909 nucleotides. RefSeq names its product Beta-1,3-galactosyltransferase 1 S homeolog (gene b3galt1.S). Gene Ontology annotation, molecular function: hexosyltransferase activity; N-acetyl-beta-D-glucosaminide beta-(1,3)-galactosyltransferase activity; glycosyltransferase activity. The transcript has 5 exons. Gene Ontology annotation, cellular component: Golgi membrane; membrane. The coding region runs from base 813 to 1790 and encodes 325 amino acids. Gene Ontology annotation, biological process: glycoprotein biosynthetic process; protein O-linked glycosylation. The record is from RefSeq and is a predicted model, not a curated record. Lineage: Eukaryota; Metazoa; Chordata; Amphibia; Anura; Pipidae.
CUACUUCUUCUUCUCUCCGCUCCACAGUCAGUAGCAGCAGCCUUCCCUCUCCGGCAGCAAUACUGCAGCAGGCAGUCCGUGUGCGGAGCAGGUGGAGCUAGUGACAUGCAGGGGCUGUGGCUUCUCUCAGGCUCCGCUUUCCCCUUGCACUGGCCAAGCCUGACUCUGGGCGGGCAGAUGGCGUUAGAGGUUGGGCUUUUCCCGCACUGAAAGCCGCUGCUGCUUGGGAGGCCCCUGUUCAUUGCUUCUGCCUCUCGCUGCUGUCGCAAGCGGCAUCACUUUGCCCGUGGAUCGCAGGAUCGCCGACCUCUGCAGUGAUUGCUCAGGGAACAGGAUCCUUGCUCCAUUGACGGAUUCCAACAUUUGCCUAAAUUCUGAAGCCAAGCCAGUACCAUAGCUCCUUUGCACAAUCAUAACCUGCAAACAGAAAGAUGUAUCUCAGACCAAGAGGGUAGUCUAUUUACUGUUUUGAUGACAGAAUAGAAGAAAUGAUUUGAUCAUUAAGCGUUUUCUCAACUGAACUUUGACAGAAACACUUAAAUGCGUGGGUUCAUAUAAUAACAGCCAAAGGACAAGAAUACCAAUUACCCUUGCUGAGUAGCAGUUAUAUUAAACUGUACGAAAUACAAUGAAAUUAUUCAGACUUCAAGACAAUGAAAAAUAAUUAGUAGCAACAUUUCAGAUAUUUUUAAAUAUCCGGGAAAUUCUUUUUUUUACUUUUGUGUAUUAUUAUGUUACCUUUUGUGGAUUACAAAAUGAUAAACAAAAUAGGAACACUGGUUGAACACUUUGCCUAGAAGACCAAAGAAAUAAUGGCUUCAAAGGUCUCAUGUUUAUAUAUCUUGACAGUUGUAUGCUGGGCAAGUGCCUUGUGGUAUCUAAGUGUUACUCGCCCAACGUCUUCAUACACAGCCCACAGAGUAGGCAAUGUAGCCAUUAUUCAAAAAAAUGUUACAUUUGGAAACAUAAGAACUCGACCUAUAAACCCACAUUCUUUUGAAUUUGUUAUAAAUGAGCCAGAAAAAUGUGGAAAUGACAGUCCUUUCCUGGUGAUACUUAUAAGCACAACCCAUAAGGAAUUUGAUGCAAGACAAGCAAUUCGAGAAACCUGGGGAAAUGAAAGCAACUUUAAAGGAAUUAAAAUCAUCACGCUUUUUCUUUUAGGCAAAAACUCAGAUCCAGUCUUAAAUCAGAUGGUUGAACAAGAAAGUCAGAUCUUUCAUGAUAUUGUUGUAGAAGACUUCAUAGACUCCUACCAUAACCUGACUCUCAAAACACUGAUGGGCAUGAGGUGGGUAGCUACUUUCUGCUCAAAAGCAAAGUAUGUCAUGAAAACAGACAGUGACAUUUUUGUAAAUAUGGAUAACCUGAUUUAUAAGUUACUGAAACCCACCACAAAGCCUCGGAGAAGAUACUUUACUGGAUAUGUCAUAAAUGGAGGACCUAUAAGGGAUGUUCGGAGUAAGUGGUACAUGCCUAGAGACUUGUACCCAGAAAGCAAUUACCCUCCUUUCUGUUCAGGAACUGGCUAUAUUUUUUCUGCUGAUGUUGCAGAACUCAUUUAUAAAACUUCUCUUCAUACCAGACUUUUGCAUCUUGAAGAUGUCUACGUAGGGCUUUGUUUACGGAAGCUUGCUAUUCACCCAUUUCAAAACAGUGGCUUUAAUCAUUGGAAAAUGGCCUACAGCUUGUGUAGAUACCGUCGGGUAAUCACAGUGCAUCAGAUAGGUCCUGAAGAAAUGCACAGGAUUUGGAAUGACAUGUCAAGCAAGAAGCAUCUUCGAUGUUAAGACAUUUAGAUGACUAUUUUUAUUAUUGAGAUGGAUGGCAGAUAUUUUGAUAUGCUGGUAACAGAGGAGAAAAAAGCAGAAACGUGAUUGGAUUUUUUACAGUGCUUGUCUAUUUCCCUUUACCCUUUUGCAAUCUGCUGUAUAUAGAGAUUUGACAUACUGACUAGAGAGCAUCAGAAGCAACAACUGUCUAAAAUUUACUUCUUGUUUUGAUCCAGUAUUUACGAAAAUGCAAUUGUCAAUUCAUGAAUCUGAUGUAGUUUAGUUAAUGAACCUGGAAUUUAAUGUUGAGUGCAUACACACAUACAAAUGUAACACCCUUAUUCAAAGGCAACACGUCCUGUUUCAUGGGAUCCCUAUACAGUAUUUUUGUCAGCUAAAACAAAUAGACACUUAUCUGUCUAUAUACCAUACUACAAUGUUUAUACAAAUAAAGGUUCGAAGGAUCGGCAACACAAAAAAAAGUUUGCAUUAAUAUUCCAGUAAGUCAUACCCAAAUUCUAGAAAAAUUGUAUUUUUGGAGCCAAAGCCCUGUUUUUAUUUUAGCUUGCAUAUUAUUGCCUCUGUAAAUGCUAAUGUGUUGUAUUCAGUCCUGGAGCCAGUGGAUCUUGUUUAUUAAAGGGCACAUUUUCUUGUCAAACACCCUAUGAUUUUGUGGCAACAUUGAAUAUUUGCUUAAAAUCACUUAUUCCAUUGUGAGCAAAAUAUACAAAAUUUUUACUGGUAUAAAAUUCUCUGUAUACAUUCACCAGUGUAUGAAACCCAUAAAAUACAUAGGAGAAUUUAAGUCAUAAAGAAAUUAUGUACAGUAUAUGGGAUAUUAACAUCAAGAUAAUAAUAUGUAGAUAUUGAGAUGCAGAAUUAGCUGUUCUGUCUUUAUAAUGGUAUCUCACAGGCAUGAACCUGGAGAAAUUAUUCUUUGUGAAAACAGUCCUUUGAGCUUUUGAUUAAUUGGCAGAUUGUUGAACUUUCACACUGGCAUAAUUUCGAAUGGUGAAAAGAUUUGACUGUGUGCCAGUGCAAAGUUAGUUUGACAAAACCUUUAGUACUCACCUUUUAGCAAGUUGCCAAUGUCAUAUAUAGAACAUAAAGCAGGAUGCGGCACUCACAGAGACUUUA